GAGUAGACGUUCGAGGCCGGCAGAUCGCACGAAUUUUCGCACGCCACCCGUGUGUCGGAUACCCGUGUGGACUUUUACGCGCCGUGCUGUGCUUAAACGGCGGUGGACGGGGUGUUAACUCCAGCUCCAACUCUGCACACCACCACGUCAAACGUGGAGUGUGGAGUGUGUAAACGCGUGCGUCCGUGAGUGUGUGUGUGUGUUUGUGCGGUAUGACUAGUGCGUCCUGAAUCGAAUCAAAUUCACCACAGAGUUGCUCAGUGUUGCUAUCAUCCUGUGCUUUUUUUUUCCUCUUCCUGUGGCAUACCCGGGAAGGCAUUCAUCGGCAGGCCGAGGCAAAGUGUGAAUGUGUGAACGUACAUAUGUAGUUUUGUUGAUCGGUGCCCGUGAGUGCUGUUUGUUCCGGUUUCCGGUGAAGACAAGCGGAAAACUACAACUUCGGGGAGGGUUUUUUCCCCCAUUCCGUUUCUAUACGGGAUUUCAUUUCCAGCAAAAAGGCAUUAAAAAUCGCAGAAUUGGAUAUUGGAAGAUUCCACGCGUUGGCAGUGAUGCAAGCAACAAACCGUGGGUAAAAAAAAAUUAUUCUGUGGAGAAAGUUUAAAACCCCAAACAAGCACUCUAUCAACUGUUGUUUUGUUGUGCAAGCAGAGCAAAAAAAAACCCCGGUAACGAGUGAAAAAGUCAACCAAUGUGAAAAAGUUUGAUAAAUUACACACGUCUGUAAGAGUCCGAAGGAUGCUCACCAAUAACGGUUUUUGGGGUUGAGAUUUCAUCGUGAAAAAUUGAACAUAUAAGUGAGAAAAAUUUACAAAAAGUGCAGAGAAGAAAAAAAACAGAAGAAUACACUAAUUGUUGGUGAAUUCUAGUGGCAGUAACUACUGGUAACAAUCGAAAUUACGAUUUUUUCCGCGCCAUUCCCCAUAAAAAAGGUCUCGUAGAAUUAGUAUGGCCUAGAAGUGAGUGAAUUUUCUAACAUAAAGUUCCAUUCUCGAACGUAAAAUGGUUCGAAAAGGAAAGAAACAUGUGUAUUGGAAAGAAUUGAUUGUGCUACAAAUAUAGCUGGUGGUAACCGAUCGUAUUAAUAAAAUAAAAAAAAAAGUUCCAAAAGAUCACUUUCCAAUUGCCGCUCAAGUGUUUUGCAUGUGCACGGUUGUAUGUGUGAUUCGAAUCAAGUGUGAAUUUGUGCCAUAUAAAGCGUUUGGAGUUUAGAAAAAAAGUUACAAAACAAGAAAAUUUAACCUAUGGGAAAGUGUUAGAAGAAAACCCGUCCCCCUUCCACGAAGAAGUUUUGCUCAAGUGAUAGCAAAAAAGCAAAGAAAAAAAAACGAGUGAGAAGUGCGAAAAAGUUUUUCCACGGUGUGUGAAAAUCAAGCAGCAUACGAUUUCCUUUUGCAGCACAACCCGCGCGUGUGUUUUGUGUUGUGGAUGAUUUCUUCUUCUGCUGCUGCUGCUCCUUCUUCUGAUUUUCUUGUCCCGAUGUGUGAAGUUAAUCCAACAAUGGUCUCCCCGCAACGGGCACAUAUGUAAACAAAAGCGCCAAAUUGAGCAGUCACGAAACGGAAAAACGAGUUCCCGCGCGCGGCUGCAACUGGUGGAAAACGCAAAAGGAAGAAAAUAAAAAAAAACCGAAAAGAGAAAAGCUAGAACGUGCAGCAAGUGUAAAUCAACAAAUCGCAGCAACAACAACAACAAAAAGUGAUUGCAUACGAUCGUUAUUAAUACAUCUCGAUGAUUGUUCGAGUUUUGUAAUGCAUCCAUCGCUGCAGGGAAGCAAAGUUUUAGUGAACGGUGCGAGCCACUAAAUACGUCACGUGAAGUUAAAUUAUUUUGCGGCUGUUUCGGGUGCGUUCGUUUUUUUUUUAUUUUGGUCGUGUCCGUGCGUGUGUCAGUGAGCAAUACAGCAAAAGGAGCCCAACCUGGAGCCAUUUGUUUUCGUUGUUAUUUUUGUUUGUUGUGUAUAAAAAAGGCAGUGUUUGUAGGAGCGCAAAUAGUUGUUGAAGAGAAUCCAGAAGUAUUAUUUGGCCUUGAUUGCCUCUACCCAAGUGUGCAAAAGGUGGUGCAGAUGCUGAAUGCACGCACGCGAAUGUGUCUCUAGUGUGCGAAAAGCUUGUUGCUACACUUGAUUUGUGUUGUGUGCGAGUGCGUUACCAAAGGAUCAAGUUACCACCUCUCCCCUACAGAACGCCCAACGAUGGAUAUACUGCCGAGUGGAAGCAUUUUCCGGGAACUUCAAAUCAUCCAUGAAACAGGAUGCUUUUCGUCCGAGUCCUCCUUCGAGGAUCAAUGGCAACAGACCUGCUACGAAAUGGAGCGAUACCUGAAGGAUGAACCGAAGUUGCAGAAAUAUAAAAAACUUCCAACCGACACACCCUGGGACCUGUUUGCGGCACCCGUGUCACUACCCGGGUCGUGGAAGGUUGAGGUAGAACCGUACUGUUUCGACGAGCUCAACCUGAACGAUCGUGCAUCGGACUCACGAUCCGAAUCAUCAUCGUCCUCAUCCUCCUCAUCGUCCUCCUCCUCCGAUGGAUUGUUACCACCCUCAUCCGCUGGGAACCCGUGGCAAAGUGGAGGUACCAGUCUGCUCAGUUGUGCGGUAAUGGUGAAAAAAGAACCGAUCGACGAUCCGGACGAAGAUCCCGAAUCUGACAGUCAAGAUGAGCGAAGCGACAAGUAUAGCAGUGCGGCGAACCGAGCAAAUCCCACCACGGAACUAGCGAAUCGAGGUAGCAGUAAUCAUCAUCACCAUCAUCACCAUCAUCAUACCAGCAGUCACCACAGUCUUCAUCACAGCCAUCAUCGUCAGGCGAGCGGGAUCGAGCUGCGGCUCGUAGCGCGAACGACCAGCAAUGCGAACGAUCUGCUACCGACGCUAACGCCACCCUCAUCGCCCGAGUCACAUCUCAGCAAGGACAACUCGAACACCUCCACGACGACCGGUAGCAGCGGUACCACCAACACCUCCAACACUGGUAACAGCUUAACGAGCGCAACAACGCUGACCACGAUCAAGAAGGAACCUGCGUCCGAGAUUGCACUGCUCGAUCGGCAGGGUGGUCAGAUACUGCGCGUUUCGGCCGGUCCACACGUGGUACGGUUGACGACCGGGGUGGCCGGUGCGAAUGGGAAGAAUGUUGUGACGGGAGUCACGCGUGUGAUACAGGUCAGUCCUCAGCUGCAUGCGGCUAUUGCGCACCGUAACUCAUCCGCCUCACCAAAUGUAACAGCACAACCAAGCUCGAAACAUCACCACCGGCAACAGGAUCACAGUCCGGAUGCGAAACGAAGGAUACACAAGUGUCAAUUUCUCGGCUGCAAAAAGGUUUACACGAAAAGCUCCCAUCUGAAGGCGCACCAGCGAACGCAUACAGGAGAAAAACCGUACAAGUGUUCGUGGGAAGGAUGCGAGUGGCGUUUUGCCCGAAGUGACGAACUAACACGCCACUAUCGGAAGCAUACAGGGGCAAAACCCUUCAAGUGUCGGCACUGUGAUCGAUGCUUUUCGCGUUCCGAUCAUUUAGCGCUGCACAUGAAACGGCACGCCUAAGCAGCCGAGACGACAGGUCGAAGACACAACGAGAAGAGCUUUACAUACGUCGAGGUCGAAGGUCAUCGUUUUUUGUCGACGAUGCUGGUACACGAACCAUCGGGGUAGGGUGUAUCAUUGGGACGAGUUGGGGCAGCAUGCCCUCGGUAAGUGGAGAGGUUUUUAAAUAAAAUAAAGUGACGAUAGCAAAACAACAAACAAAAAAACAUAACUGUGAAUAGAAAAUGUAGGAAAAUGAAACUGGGAAAACUAACACUAGCCGAAAGCAAACGUAGCAAAAGUCUCACAAAGAGCUAGGGAAAUAGAAAGCAAAAUGGAAAAUGAAAACAGGCCAACAUGGCAAACAGCUGUAAACGAAUGUAAGGCAUACGGCCGAAGCUAAACACAAACUUCACAGUGUAUGAAGAGAGAAUAGUUUUCCCUUCCCUUGUCCUCAAGUCAUCCCGCCCCUCUCUUGCUCAUUAUAAUCAUCAUCGUAUAGCACCUAUUAUUGUUAUAUAGCUCUAAAGCGCUGUCAGCGUAACCGUAUGACCGUCUUGCUAUGCUUUCGUUCAUUGUUUUGUGCACGUCUAUCCAGUACCAUACACCUCACCCCGUGUGUAAUGGCCCCUGGGAGGCUAAAUUUGAAAACUCGAAUUUUUGUGGAAAAUCAAUUUUAAGGGAAAUGGAACAAUACCAACAACAAUGUUGCCAUGAAAAAGCAUUAGAAAACAAACUAGAAACCAAAAACAAAGACAACAAGUCAAAGAAACAAACCACACACACACUCUCAAGCAAACAUCCGUUCACGUAAACUCAGUGGAAAACGUAGAAAAUAACAAGAGAGAAAAAAAAGAAAUACCGCGCCAAUAGUUCAUUUUCAGUUCCAAGACAGUGUCUAAUGCCAGCAUUCGAAAACCAGCCACAGACUCACAGAUUUAAAUGUAAGAAAAAGAUAAAAACGAGAGCCGGAAAAAAACCGUGCAAAACAGUAAAUGUUUUCUAUUAAGUUAGAGUUAAGGUUUCUUUUAAGUUACCCAUUUUAAAAUGUGUUCAGGAGUAUUUUUUUUGUUACAUUAAUACCAUUGUAUUGUUAAGAAUUUACAUGUUUCUUUGCAUGAUUUAUGUAGGAUGUUUUGUACGUUGCAUAUGUUUUUGUUUCUUUAAUUUUUCAUUUGUUUUAGUUAAUUCGUUUACUUCAUUUCUAAUAUUUCUUCAAAGUUUAACAUUCGUUUAUGCGUGUAUGUUAGAUUUUUAUUUGUUUAUGCCCCACAAUGAACCAGCAUGAAAAGUGACAUCUUUUUUUCGCAAUGGUGAAUGACACACGGCAAAAGGAUGAGUAUUUUCUAGUUGAUGUAAAAUUUAGUUUGUUUUUUUUUUUUAAGAAAUGUUUGUUUAGUACAGGCUGGCAUAGCUUUUAUUUAUUUGUUAGCUUUUCUUUUGUUUUUUUUUAUUAUGUUCAUUUUCCAUUUUACAUCACUUUAGUCGGUUUAGGAUAUAAGAUUUAUUUCCUCGUAAGUUUCAACAUUUUUAUUACUUUCAUAAACACGUGGCCAUUAAAAGUUUAUAUUUAAGUUUUAAGCAAACAUUAUCGUUUAACAUUCUUCCAUUCUUAUAAACAAAAAAAAAGCACAUCUUUGUGUCGGGAUGAAGCAGAAACAAAAAAGUAAAAGAAAAAACAAAACACGUUCAGAGAGUAAAAGAUAAAAGAAAGAACAAACAUCACUGCCAACACAGAAAAUACCGUAGCCAAGUGCGUAACGUGCGUGACUUUGAAGUGCAGGGACUGCUGGGAAAAUUGUAUGCGUUAAGUGAAGAAAGAGGAAAAACAAACAAAAAGAAAUUUUUCAUUCUUACAAAUGUUUCUUAAAAAAAACCAACAGAUUUAUUCCAUUCCCAUUAUCCUUCCACAUUAAUCAAAUCAUUCACCCGGGAAACAAAUUUAUCGUUCAUUGUUGCUUCACGCAAAUUGUUUCAACGUUUUGCGAAACAAACACAUAUUGAGUGGUUAUUUGUUUUUACAUCACUAUUCGCGAAUUUUUCAUUGCGAUAUAUGUAAUAUUGUACAAUGGCAAGUGACUAGCAUGAGUUAAUUCGUUACUAAACGUGCUAAGUAAGUAUAUGUGCUUUUCGUAAUGCUUCCCGCAACGGAAACGAAUCAUUCACAAUUCAGUGUUUAUAAAUGUUAUUAUAAUAAUCAAACACUUUAUUGCAAGAGAAGAAAAAGAAAUACAUUCUAUAUCUACGGCUUAGCUUUGGGUUACAUGUACAGAGGGAAAGAGAGACAAUUGUAAAAUUACACUACUUCAGUUUAUCUGCAAAAAUUGCGGAUCGGCAAACUUUGUUCGAUUGUAAGCUUUAUAUCGGACGCGACGAGAACGCUUCUCGCACAUCCAAUUCCGUGAAACUAAGCAACACUGCUCGACAUUUGCAAACACGCGAAAAUGCAUUCUUAUACAACACUAUUUUCCAUUUACACGUUAUUAUCACACUAAGCGUAAAAGCAAACGAUUCAUGUAUGGUUCUUGUAUCUGAAUGACAGUUCUGCUAAUUAAAUCAGAUUUUCACAAAAAAAAACACACAAAUACAUCCAAAAGUCAUCAGUAUUUGAUUUAGCGGUAAUUUAAAUACGAAAGAAUGGAAAAUAAUGGUAUAAAACUUUUCCAGCAAAAAAAAAGCGUACGGGCGCGUGUGAGAAAAAAAAACAACUUUUGAUACGAUAGCAUAAUUCCGAAAUGACACGGCUGUAUUUAAAACCAAUCAUUCAAACGAAGUGAGCACAAAGUAAAGACGAUCAUAUGAAACAACCCAACCACUAUCUUAAGCAAGCCAAACAAAGCAGUAAAAAGGUGAAACAUCAACAGCAAAAACAAAAAAUCAUUCGAUCACAAAAAUAUCAUGUUAAGCAUGAAACAUAAUAAAGUAAACUAAACAAGAAAAGUAAACAAUACAACAUUCGUACACACACGGAAAAGAAACAACAGAACAGAAAGCUUAAACGAAAACAAAUAAAUUUCACCCAUCAUCCAGUCGUAACCCAUUUUAGAGAAAAUUUUAGAAUAAUUCUGAACGAUUUAGUAAAAUGGUGAAGUAAAACACAGCAAAAAAAACAGCUAGCCAGAGAUGUAAACUAGACUUAGGCAACAAACAAGCAAAACCACACUCACAAAUCACUCAUACCGUAAAUGCGCGACCUGUGUGCAAAAGGGAGAAAGAAGCCGGCGAAUACGUCAAAAAAAAAAACAACAACAGUGAAAAAAACAUGUGUCAAAAAUAGUAUUAAUCAAAGACUGGAUAAAUUUUUAACGUGUAUUUUAAAGCAAAAAGGAAAAAAUAAAAAAACGAAUGUAUAAACACAACACACACACACACACACACACACACACACACACACACAAAAAGCAUUACAACUACGGAACGAUAAAUUGGCACGCGUAAAUGCAAUAGGGCGGUGCAGUAUUGUGAUGGAGGCGCAUGAAUUUGUAGUUUUAGUUCAUUUCUCUCGCGUAAAGACGUCAAGUAGGAGUGCGUGUGUGUGUGAUUGAAAUGGAUAAUAGAAGAAGGAUUCUGUCUUUCGCUCUCUUUCUCGUUUUCUCGAUAAAAAAGAAGAAUAGAGCCCCAAUUCAUUCGCUCACAGCGUGAGUGUUCAUUUGCAAUUUGGUCCAUUACACACUUUAUAAUUUGAUUCCAAUUUUGGAUUUUUCAAUCAGCUUUUAUGACGAUACCUAAUAUGACGAUACCGAAAGAUAUUGAAACUUUUUUUAUAUACUAUAUAUAAUAUAUAAAAGUAUAUUCGAAAUGAUCAUUAACAUAUUAUUUGUACACUUUGGUUAUGAGAUCUUAAUACGUUGGUAUUCCAUCUAACAAAUAUGUAUAAUUCCGUAAUUUAUGGAAUUUUGACAUAUUCAAUCAAUCAUGAGCUGCCAACGGAUGAAUGGGACUGCUAUUUUGACUUUUUACUGUUUAUUCAUUUAAUUUUCCUUUCCGUUAGCAUACGGUAAUCGUUUGAAAAUUGUCAUUUGUUUUAAAAAUUUGUUAAAAUAAUUCAAACAAUGGAAUGGUGCAAAGAAAAUCAAAACAGUUAAAAACAAAACAAAUAAUUAAACCACUCACACACUAAUGUUAGAACACACACACAGACAGUUGGAUCGGAAUGUGGAUAGGGAAGAGUGGGCGAUAUCGAUAGUAUUAGUGAGUGUAGUAGCUAGCAGUAGCUUCGAAAACCGUCAGCCAGCGAAAGCAGUAGGCAAAGAGUGCAGAGUUUAGAUAAGAUUGAAUAUUAUAUAUAUACAUAUAAAUGGAUAUAUAUAUUUUUUAAACACAUUUUUUUCCCCCAAAAACAAAUGUUAGUGUGAAAGCAAAACAUUGGAAACGUGAUUGAGCCAAACCACUUUGCACAAAAGCAGCACCUAGCAGCAACGUACGGUAAACUAUGUAAGGUAAAUAACGGCAAACAAAGCAAACCAUUGGUGAGUGUUUUCGUUCACUUGCAUGUUCCCACAAGGCACAAACCACAAUAAGCAAUAGACACUGAGGGUAACAAACGUUGUUCAGCCAUUUAAGUUUAGAGAGAGGUUUCAGUUUCCGACUUUUUGGUUUCUUACUCUUUGCGUACCUACGCCCGACAUAAAGCACAAGCAGCGUACAUCGAAUCAGAAGUGAUUUUAUUACGGUGACAAACAAAAACGCACAAAACAAAGCACACACACACACUCCCGCCAAGUUACAAGCUAAUACCACCAAUAAAAAAAACAAAAAUUAAAUUUAAUAAAACCCUGUGAACGUAUUUUUGUAAGCAAAUUAAAAGGACGUUUCGAAUCGAGUGUGUGUGUGUGUGUUGUGACAAGUGAAAAGAUGAAGUGUUUGUGUCGACAUCAGUGCAAGAUGUAAAACUAUCAAUAGAGAUGACGAGAGGAAAAUUAAAAGUAAAAGAAAACCUAAAGAAAGUGAGAACAGUGUGAGCUAUUUGAAAAGCAAAUACAAUAAAUGAAACAAAAGAAACGAAUUUUAUACAGCCACAAUAGAGGAACGUGAAGAGUUGAGCUGAAAAACAAAUCAGAAAAUACCACUGCGUUCAAUUGCUCAAAAAUUAUUGGCAAAAGAAGAAAAAAAAGAAACGUUUUUGGGAGAAGAAUUUGAUAAAAAAAAAACGAAAGAAUAAAAAACGCCACUCACGCAUACAAACAAGGAAAAAUUGUAAAGAAUAUCCACAACCACCAUAAGCUGCAUAGGCGAAGCCUACAGAGGAAAAAUGGGGCAUAAAAAAUUGGGAUAGAAAAUAUAUUUCUACUACAGCACAACACACGUUCAUGUGUGUGUGUGGAUGGGCGCGUGUGAUUGUAAGUGUGUGAAACAUUUGGAACCCUUAUACAAGAGAGACAAAAAAAACACAAACAAAACGUAAAAAUUGGUAAACAAGUGAGCCAAAGUGAAUGGAAGUGAGUGAGAAUACAAGGAAACAAGGAUAUACAGACCAGUGGAAGCAUAAAACAAAGGCAAAGCUAGCAAAAGAUACAAUGGAAAGUGAAACAUCUUUAAAAUAUAAUUCACAUUUAACUCAUCCGUUGCGCUUCUUCGACAUAGUGGGUAAACGAUUUGUUUAAAACUUAUCGUAGUAGUAGAAGAAAAACGAUAUAAGCAAAAACUAAACCACACAAAACCAUAUCAGUUUAACUCGUGGACAGGUGUUUCAAUUGUUUGGAUCGUUAUGUUUCAAUAUAGUUAAACGGAAACACAGGAGGAACAUAAUUAACAAUCCUCCAUCUCUUUCUAUUCUUCUCUCUAUGCUGUGCUUGACACAGAUUAUAAUGCAAAAGGAAAAAAAAAUCUGAUGAAAAUUUUAUUCAAAAUUUAAAACAAAAACUCUAUUGAAAUUCAAUAUUAAACGUGUUGGUUAUGUAGAUAAUUUUCGGUAUAUGUGUAUGUGUGAAUGUUUUAUAAAGUUAAUUUAUAAACAACAACAACAACAAAAAACUAAAGCAUUCCUCUCUAAUGCACACAUUUUACUUGCUUUCAUGUGCAAAAUUACCAUUUCGAGAAGGAAAUAUAUUAGAGCACAAAUAAAUUAUAUCUAACGUAAUAAAAAAAACAA
Messenger RNA from Anopheles funestus (African malaria mosquito), 9617 nucleotides. Its product is annotated as Krueppel-like factor luna. NCBI's taxonomy places the organism in Eukaryota, Metazoa, Arthropoda, Insecta, Diptera, Culicidae. The coding region runs from base 2192 to 3547 and encodes 451 amino acids. Gene Ontology annotation, biological process: regulation of transcription by RNA polymerase II. Gene Ontology annotation, molecular function: RNA polymerase II cis-regulatory region sequence-specific DNA binding; DNA-binding transcription factor activity, RNA polymerase II-specific. The record is from RefSeq and is a predicted model, not a curated record. The transcript is spliced from 5 exons.